GCAAGUAUCUAUAAAUAUGGAUUCUGUGUAUUUAUUAAGGUGCAAUAGAGAUGGGGGAGCAGGAUGAAGAAGUUGGAAGGGAGUUGGAAAUUAUUAGUACUACUAAUGAUGCUUUUCCGUUGAUAAGCUCACCUGUUUCAAAUUACUGGCAAAUAUGGGAGGAGCCUGGUAUGCUCUAUUUUGCUUCUUCUUCCAUACCUGCUUCUCCAAUGGAGAACCUAACUCUCUGGAAUCAUCACGAAUCUGGUCAAGCUGAACCUUUUGAUGCCCAGCUUCAAGAGGAUGAUGUGUCGAUGAAUGAUUGGCGGUUUGAGUUUCUACCGGACUCCCGCCAAAUAAUUGCCAACAAGCUCAUUAAAUAUUUAAGGAGGCAUCGUGAUAUCCGGACAUUUGAACAAGAGGAACUUCGAAAAAUUGUUAUGAGGUUUGAGGAAAAGAUAUUUACUAUUGCUACAAGUAAGACAGAUUAUCUGCGGAAGAUAGCUUUGAAGAUGCUGAGUCUGACUAUGAAGACAAAAUUCCAAAUUCAUGUCUGCGACGAAACAGUACUGCAAGUAGUAGAUGAAAACUCCAAAGUCCAGAAUGCUAAAUCUCCACUUCAUAAUCUACAAAGUGGAGAAUUAGGCAAUAUACAGGAAAUGGAUAAGAAAUUGAAAAAGAAGUGGGGAAUUGUUGGAUCAAUUAGUUUAGACGACCUUAAACAGCAUUUUGGCAAGAAGCGUGAAGAGGCUGCAGAAAGCCUUGAUGUGAGUGUCUCCACAUUUAAGCGAAUUUGUAGAGAAAACGGAAUCCUCCGAUGGCCAUCUAAAAAAAUAAAGAGAGACAGGGUUUUACUCUCCAAUAUAAGCAGCAGUGAAACUGUCCCAGUAGCUAAUGGCCCACGGAUAUCAAUCUCCACUGCUCCAACUGCAUUUGCAUCUACCAAUGUUCUAGUCAAUUCCAAUCAGCAGAAAUCAUGGAGUUCUAAUCUAUCAGUAGAUAAAGAAAUUGGAACAUCAUUAAAUGAUCAUGGUGACGAGGAAAACAUUAUGAUUCAAGAAGGGGACUCAGCCAAUCGAGAAGUCGUGUACAAACCACAGGAACUCGAGCCUGCCUGUGAUGGGACUAGUCAUUUGGAGAAACAGUACUUGGGAAAGGAAAGACUCAGUUGUAAUACUGAAAAGGAGGUCAUUGUCUCCGUGGAAGGCUCAUCAUCUUACGAUUUUAGAAAUGUUUCGGAGCCAAAUCAGGGUCAUCUCGCUGUUUUUGCUUCGUUCUGGCAAGUUGAUAAAGAUCAAUUGAUCUCCAUGGAUGACUUGGAGUCUGAUUGUAUUAAUUCUCAAUCUACGCUUGAAUCAAUAUCUGAACCUUCACUACAAAAUGAUGCAAGGAGGAUGAAGUUGAAUUUCGACAAGUUGAUUACGCUGCCUCUAGAGGAUCUCACUAACCCAAACCAUGAAGCUUCCAUGAAAGAAGCUUUGCCCAUACUUGCUGACAACCUCUCAUUGUUUAGAGAUGAACAAGCCAAACAACUUUUGGAAUUUCAGUUCGACUUUCCAAACAUCACGAAUUCCUGGAGAGAUUGUUCUCAGAGCAGAAUCGAUUGUCAAAAUUUCUUGGCUGAAUUUGAGAAUACUAAGUCAUUGUUGGAAACUUCAACUAAAGAGGAGGAUGAUCUUAAGGAUAAAUAUACACAACUAGAGAACAAGGAGAAUGAAAUGAUGGCACAAUUGGAGGCAAUUCGAAAGGAGAAAAACGAGAUAACUAAACGGAGGAGUGAAAAAUUUAACCAGACCAAGCACUUGGCUGCUUUGGCAGAAGAGCAAGGAGGUAGAACUAAAGAUAAAGAGCUGCAGAUGACUAUUGCUAGUAAUAAAUUAGACAACUUAAAGAGACAAUGGGUUUCAGUCCAAUCUUCCUUUAAUUAGGUUCAAUUCUUCCUUCUGGUUUUCUCAAUGGUUGAGUUGUACUUGCCUUUUAAUUUUCUCUGUGUGAUAUAAUGCCUUUAUAAUGUUGUAUGUUUAUGUUCACAGAGGUCUUCUGGAUUGUGAGUGCUUUAAAAAGAGUUAUACUAUGUCCUCUUUUUCUCUUU
Solanum tuberosum (potato) is the source of this 2071-nucleotide messenger RNA. RefSeq lists its product as uncharacterized. The transcript has 7 exons. Lineage: Eukaryota; Viridiplantae; Streptophyta; Magnoliopsida; Solanales; Solanaceae. Gene Ontology annotation, molecular function: transcription coregulator activity; DNA-binding transcription factor activity. Bases 51 to 1907 code for a protein of 618 amino acids. The record is from RefSeq and is a predicted model, not a curated record. Gene Ontology annotation, biological process: regulation of DNA-templated transcription.